GUCUAGCAAAACCCAUGGGAUUAGUUGAAGGUCCAGGAGGCUUGGGCCAGGGGGGAAUGGCAGCUACCCUGAGAGAUGAUAGCCAUGAAUCAGAAACUAAGUAUGAAGAAUAUGGUUACAAUGCUCAACUCAGUGACAGGAUAUCACUGGACAGGUCCAUCCCUGACUACAGACCAAAAAAGUGCAAACAGAUGACCUACCCAGAUGACCUGCCCCAGAUCUCUGUGGUCUUUAUAUUUGUAAAUGAGGCUCUGUCUGUCAUCCUGCGCUCUGUGCACAGCGUUGUGAAUCACACCCCAUCACACUUGCUCAAGGAGGUCAUUCUGGUGGAUGACAACAGUGACAAUGUUGAGCUAAAAUUUAAUCUGGACCAGUAUGUCAAUAAAAGAUACCCAGGUCUGGUGAAAAUAGUGCGCAACACCAAACGAGAAGGACUGAUCAGAGCCAGAAUCCAAGGCUGGAAAGCAGCAACCUCUCCUGUCGUCGGGUUCUUUGACGCCCACGUUGAAUUCAACAUUGGCUGGGUGGAACCUGCACUUACCCGGAUCAAAGAAGAUCGAAAGCGGAUCAUCUUACCAGCGAUUGACAAUAUCAAGUACAACACUUUUGAAGUGCAGCAAUACGCCAACGCAGCCCACGGCUACAACUGGGCGCUCUGGUGCAUGUACAUAAUCCCACCGCAGGACUGGCUCGAUAAAGGGGAUGAGUCAGCUCCCAUCAGAACACCAGCCAUGAUUGGAUGCUCCUUUGUAGUGGACCGAGAGUAUUUUGGUGAGAUUGGCUUGCUUGACCCUGGUAUGGAGGUCUAUGGAGGAGAAAACAUCGAAUUAGGCAUGAGGGUGUGGCAGUGUGGAGGAAGCAUGGAGGUGUUACCCUGUUCGCGCGUGGCACAUAUUGAACGCACAAAGAAACCCUACAACAACGACAUUGAUUACUAUGCAAAGCGCAACGCCCUGCGAGCCGCUGAGGUCUGGAUGGAUGACUUCAAGUCCCAUGUUUACAUGGCCUGGAACAUCCCCAUGGCAAACCCUGGAGUUGACUUUGGAGACGUUUCUGAAAGAAUAGCUCUACGACAGCGACUGCAGUGCCGGAGUUUUAAGUGGUACUUGGAGAAUGUAUACCCUGAAAUGAGGGUUUAUAAUGACACAGUCACUUAUGGAGAGGUGCGUAACAGCAAAGCCAGUGGCUACUGCUUAGACCAGGGAGCAGAAGAGGAUGACAAAGCAAUCCUUUAUCCAUGCCAUGGAAUGUCCUCUCAG
Acanthisitta chloris (rifleman) is the source of this 1259-nucleotide messenger RNA. RefSeq names its product polypeptide N-acetylgalactosaminyltransferase 9. NCBI's taxonomy places the organism in Eukaryota, Metazoa, Chordata, Aves, Passeriformes, Acanthisittidae. The annotation marks the transcript as partial. Gene Ontology annotation, cellular component: Golgi apparatus. The transcript has 8 exons. The record is from RefSeq and is a predicted model, not a curated record.